Messenger RNA from Branchiostoma belcheri (Belcher's lancelet), 4429 nucleotides. Its product is annotated as ER membrane protein complex subunit 1-like. The record is from RefSeq and is a predicted model, not a curated record. The transcript has 3 exons. NCBI's taxonomy places the organism in Eukaryota, Metazoa, Chordata, Leptocardii, Amphioxiformes, Branchiostomatidae. Gene Ontology annotation, biological process: protein folding in endoplasmic reticulum. Gene Ontology annotation, cellular component: EMC complex. Gene Ontology annotation, molecular function: protein binding. The coding region runs from base 200 to 3142 and encodes 980 amino acids.
UUUUUUUGUUUCGAUGCAGUCGAACAGCUGCAAAAUGGCCGCCCACCCGGUCUAGGUGAGGAAGAACAAGCAGAAAGACGAAUCUUUUCCGGCUUGAGUCGCGCCCUGUGUUCCUCUCAUUUACCCAGAUUGGAAACAUAUCAGCUGUGAAUAUCAAACUUCAAAGGAAUUGAUUGACUACAAAACACCAAACUUCAACAUGACAGCCCAAGGUCAAGGUUUCCUGUUGCCAUGGAUACUGCUGGUGUCAGCCUUUGUCGUUCACAUCCUCCCCACCAGUGGUAUGUAUGAAGAUCAGAUUGGGAAGUUCGACUGGCACCAGCAGUACAUCGGAGCUGUGAGGCAGGCCAUGUUCGACCAGUCCGCUCCAGUCAGCAAACGCAUCUUUGUGGGCACAGAGUCCAACGUCGUGGCAGCCAUCAACUCCCGAACAGGGCAGCUGGCCUGGAGGCAUGUGCAGGAGAGGGGAGACCCCUGGGGGGUGGAUGUGGUACUGCACAAGAACAGCAUCUUGGUGACGGUAUGCAACGGAGGGGACACAGUUCGUGCGUGGGACCCCGCCAGUGGAACUCUUCUGUGGGAGUUUCUCGGAAAAGAGGGAAACGAUUCACCAGCAAAAGCACUCCUAGUUGAAGGGAAGCAGGAUGACAGAUCAUAUGUAGAAUCGGUUGCAGUCCUGACAAAGAAGACUUUGAGGAUUCUGUCAGCAGUCGACGGCCAUGAAAUGGUGAGCACUGAGGUCUGGCCAAGCGGGGAGUCUGGGGGGACAGCUGUCCUGCACCAAGCAAGUAAUGGCCAGCUUUACUCUGUCAGCAUCUCCACCCAAUCCACUGUACAGAUUGUGUCGUACUCCCAUGUCCCUGGGAAGGGGUACGAGGCAGUGAAGAGGGUUGUUGCAGCAGGAUGGGCCUCACCACAGUCCACCCAGUGUGUGGUCACAGGAGACAACAUUCUGGUCUGCUCUGAAGCCAGCACCAACUCCCUGUACACCAUGUCACUGGUGGAUGGCAGUACUUUUUCUGCAGUCACCCUCCUGUCACUGGGAUUCAACAGCUGGCAGCCGGACAGCCUGGCCCUCAAGUCAGUACAAGUAGGGAGGAAAGAGGUCCUUCUUCGCCUGGCUAAGGAUCAUUUCGUACUCCUGCAAGCAACGGCAAGCACGUUAACUGUCCUAAAAGAUUUCCCAGAUGUGUAUACAACCACUACAGCAAGGAGUCAGGAAAGGGACAUCAUGUUCUUUGUGAAGAAAGGAAGCAAGGACGAACUUGUUGUUACUGGCUUCUACCUAGAAAAUCUGAAAGAAGACCAAGCUUUAACUCAGAUGAUAGCCCAUCAGCCACAUUUUGGGUCUCCCCAGCAGGUGACAGUGUACACAUUCCUGAAACGCGACAGUUCGACGGGAUAUCGUGCGCUGCUGCAGAUGGAGGACCAAUCACUACUGAUGCUUCAGCAGCUGCAGGGGAACCAGGGGCACGUGAUGUGGCAGCGCAACGAGGCGCUGGCAUCAAUCUCUGCCGUCGACCAGGUGGAUCUGCCUGUGUCGGAAACAGAGAGCAAGUUUGAGGAGGAGUUUGGAGAGGAGUCUGAGGAAGACCUCUCAGUCUGGCAGAUGUUUACGAGGAGAAUCACCACGCAGCUGGAACAGCUGAAGGAUCUGGCCGACAAGUUUGAAGAGUACAGGAGGCCAAAAGCUAAACAAGUGGAGAAACAGCUGGAGAGGGAUCCCUUCAACCUCCGCAAGAUGAUCGUGGUGGUCACGUCUGCUGGUAAGCUGUACGGACUGGACAGCGCAAACGGCGAUGUCGUUUGGCAGUACUUCCUACCAAACAUCCAGUGCUUCAGCCAAGGCGAGAUGUACCUGUUCGUACAGCGGACCACAGCGCACUUCCCCCACCCUCCACAGGCCAUGCUGGUGGCUCAGGAAAAGGCCACGGGGAACGGGCUCGUCUUUACCUUCAACCCUACCACUGGGCAGCCUGUCAACACAAGCUUUGCCUGGGGAACUCCACAGCCUUUCAAAGUGCUGCAGGCAAACCUUCUCCCUGUGAUGAACAACCACCACCUCCACCCGGUCAUGAUUGUUGACUCUGAUCAUGGGGUCCACAUCUUCCCACCUUCCCCCUCAGUCUUGUCUGUCCUCAAGAAAAACAAUGGGAAGAUUUUCCUCCAUGCUGCCGAUCUAGCGAAGAGCACACUGACGGGUUUUAGCCUCACCACAUUACAGGACGGGAAAGUGGAGCUCUCUCAAGCCUGGCAUCUCAGCCUCCCCAUCCCAUCCCAGAGAAUUGUAAGUGUUGUACCCAGGAGAGCCAAUGAGCACGUCCACUCCCAGGGGCGGGUGUUGAGUGACAGAAGUGUCAUGUACAAGUAUCUGAACCCCAACCUCCUAGCAGUAAUGACUGAGGGCAUAGAGAGAGAUGUUCCUCUGUUGACUCUGUAUCUGGUAGAUGCAGUCACAGGACAGGUGGUGUACAGCAUGCAGCACAAGCGAGCCAGUGGGCCAGUCCACCUGGUUCACUCCGAGAACUGGGUCGUCUAUCACUACUGGAACGGGAAGUUCCGCCGACACGAGGUGACCGUCCUGGAGCUGUUUGAGUCGCAGGGGGACAGGAACUCCACCACGUUCUCGUCCCUCUCCACCCAGAGCCUCCCUCUGGUCCUGCAGCAGGCCUACAUCUUCCCCACGGGACUCACCGCCAUGGCCGUCAGCAACACGGAACGUGGCAUCACCGCACGCAGCCUGCUCCUUGCCCUCCCGAACGGUGGCCUCAUGACGCUCCCUAAGAACAUCCUAGACCCUCGCCGCCCCAUCAUCCCCACCAAGCAGCACCAGGAGGAAGGGGUGUACCCGUACAUCCCUGAACUGCACAUCAACCCAAUGACACUUCUCACAUAUAACCAGUCUGUAGAGGGGAUACGGGGGAUUCAUAUAGGAGCAGCAGGGCUAGAGUCUACCUCUGUUGUGCUAGCAUAUGGUUUAGACUUGUUCUACACCAGGAUAAUGCCAUCUCAAAUGUUUGAUGUAUUGAAAGAAGAUUUUGACUACUUCUUUAUCAGUUCUAUAUUGUUAGGUCUGGUCAUGGCCACACUGAUAACUCAUCGCCUAGCUGCCAUGAAGACACUGAAUAGGAGUUGGAGAUAGGGACACUGUGGGGAGGGAACAACAUCAUACAUGUUCAAUUACAUGUACAUGUAGCAUGAAAAAUUAUGUUUGAUGAUAAGGGACUAAACAGUAGCUUCAGUUCCAAUACAAAGAUCAGAGUUAUCAAACAAUUUUUAAGCCUUUAUUCAGGAUUUGUGAUAUUUCAGUUAUUAUUUUCAAAAAGUCUGCCUCUGAUACAAACUCAUUACUGUUGUUGGGGUAGGCUGAAAAUUUAGCAAAGCUGAUUCCUCUUUGUAAUAUGGUAACAAAAUUCUGUCCCAUAAUGUUAUACUGGUGUUUACAUACACACAUUGUGUUGUACAUGUAUAUAGUAAAUUGUUCUGUUGAAAACUUCUGUGCAAUUUUUGUUUGUGAGUAUUGCUAAAGAAAACAAUGUGCAUGUAGUUUUAUUGAAUUUAGAUCACUUCAUGUAUUUGCAAUAAUGUAAGAAUGUUUAAAAAAUGCAGAUCAAAAUUCUUGAGUUACGGAGAAGGAUAGGAACAUUUGGCAAGGCCAGAACGUACCAGACUAGUAUGAAUGGCUUAAGGUAAUUUCAAAAAUUUUAUGGAGAGACUCUUUGGUAAGGACUACAAAGAACAGCAGGUCUGGUGUAAGUUGGUGAGGACUUGGCAAUUGUAGUGAUUGGAAUUUUGGGUUUUUACGAACCAUAUAGUAUUUACAUAUUCUACUUGCCCAUCAUAUAAAAAAAGGAUUGCUGGCCCAGAUAGCCACCACUGGGCCCUCAUUGACAGGAGUCUCAGGCAGUGACAAACAUAACCAUAUCCUCCACAGAACUCACAAGAGAGAAGUCCACAAGUGUUGGUAGUUCCCUGAUGUUUGCAGAACUUUCGUUCUUUAUGGCACUGAUCUGAGUCUUGUGAAGUUAGAAUUUAUUCCCAGGAGUCAACAGUGUCUAAUUGUUUUAUAGUUUCCAUAUUUGGGUGGAAUCUGAACUGGCAAAAGUUAGUGUUUACAUUGGUACUAAUCAGGUGGAUGUCCAGUUUGAAUAAAACUAAUGUAUAAUAUUUCAGAGAAAACUGACCUGAAUUUUGUUGUUUCUAAGGAAACAUGUAAAAAUUACAAAGAAAGGUCCAAGAAGAAUGUUGUGCAGGAAGUAGAGACAAAAUUACAGUAGGCAGUGAAAUUUGUAUUGAAGACUUUCCUCUUGGACGGUAGUCUUUGUUUCAAGUAUUUAUUUAUAUGCAAGAUGUAUUGAUUAAUGUUGUAAUAUUUUUUGGUUGUAAACAAUUUUGCAUGUGUGAUGAAUAAAUAUCAUGAUUAUGAUCA